Molecule: messenger RNA, 2926 nt
Organism: Etheostoma spectabile (orangethroat darter)
Lineage: Eukaryota; Metazoa; Chordata; Actinopteri; Perciformes; Percidae
Gene: srsf2a
Product: serine and arginine rich splicing factor 2a
Exons: 2
Coding region: 246-911 (221 amino acids)
Molecular function (GO): RNA binding
Source: RefSeq, a predicted model, not a curated record
UAGCCAAUCGGAGGAGGCCAACACAGGCGCAAAGAAAGAGGAAAAGGAAGCUUAGUUGCCGCCAUUUCACGUGAAAGCAGCGCGGCAGGGAUGACGACUAGUGCAAAACAAUUAAAAACAACAGCCGGAAUUUGAACCAAAUUCGCCAAUUGAAGAUUUAUACACUAACAGUAACAGUUUACUUAACAAUAGGGCUUGACUAAUUCCGACCUAACAGUCCGGCUGUCUUGCUAGGAGACGAAAGAAUGAGCUACGGAAGGGCGCCGCCAGACGUUGAGGGUAUGACCUCCCUGAAAGUGGACAACCUGACUUACCGAACUUCGCCGGAGACUCUGCGCCGAGUUUUUGAGAAGUACGGCCGUGUGGGAGAUGUGUAUAUCCCCCGAGACAGGUACACCAAAGAGAGCCGCGGGUUCGCCUUUGUGCGGUUCCUCGACAAGCGCGACGCCGAGGACGCCAUGGACGCUAUGGACGGAGCGCUGCUUGACGGUCGGGAGCUUCGGGUGCAGAUGGCCCGCUACGGACGACCUCCGGACUCCAUGUACAGCAGGAGAGGUGCUCCGCCACGCCGAUACGGUGGCGGGUACGGCGGACGCCGAAGCAGGAGCCGUUCAGGAAGCCCUCGUCGCCGCAGACGUAGCCGCAGCCGCUCCAGGAGCAGAAGCCGUUCCCGAUCUAGGAGCCACCACCACUACAGCCGCUCCAGAUCUCACUCUGAGUCAAGGUCCAGGUCCAAGUCUAAAUCCAAGUCCAGGACCCCCAGACGGAGCAAGACAAAGUCUCCCUCCAGGUCUCGGUCCUCCAAGUCAAGGAGUCGAACCCCGCCUUCCAACAGAGGUUCCAAAUCCAGGUCCCGCUCCAAAUCCAAGAGUAGGCCUAAAUCUCCAGAGGACAACGAGGCAAUGACUUAAUCCAGACAUGGACACAACAUGACGGUAUUCAUGAGAAAGGGUUGAUUUUAUUAUUUGCUUCAAAUAUAUCUGAGAUGGCUACCUGUCAUCACUUGGGUUAUUAUUCUGCAGGCUUGGUGCUAUGUAACAGUCAUUUGCACACAAGCAACAAAGUCUGCAGAAUCCUGUAUGUUUUAAUUAAAAUAAGAUUGGGACUGAUGUACUCAACAGUCCUAGUUCUGUGUGUCCUUUACUUUGCGUGUACGUUCAGCAAAUCCAAAGCACACACAGACAUGAGAUUUGGGUUAAUGUGACCUAAAAUAUAUUUUAAAAUGGGAAUGUAUGGGAAGGUUCUUCACUCAAAACGUUCACCUAAAUGUGGAAUUCUUUCCUCCAAGCUGCUGAGUCCUGUUUGCAAAGAGAGGAGGAGGAGGAGGAGAUGGGGGUGUGGCAGUGUGAGAGCAGUUAGUGUGUGACCCGCCCAUGUGACCUGCCUGUUGCUGAGAGCGAUGGCAGUUGCUAAGAAGCAGGUCACCAAGGCAACGGUGGUUGCUAUGGAGCAGGUCGUCAUGGCGGUGGUUCGGGCUGUCAGUUGGUGUAUGAGGUGGUGUGGUGAGGUACGUUCACGGGAUUCAAAGGCAGAUGCACUGAGCACUGUUCCCACCGGUACCUGUGGUUUCCUCCGCCUCUCACAAAGGGAACCGAGGUUUGUUUUUCACAUUCGCCCGAGUGUAAGAGUCUUGUUAGAGCUAGUUUUUGGGGGGAGGGGGGUGAAAUGUGAAGAUUACUAGGAAUGUUAGGUAUAAUACAUGAAAACGGAUACAAAGAAAAAAAAAAUGCAGUUUGAUAAAUCUUAGUUUCAGGGGAAAGAAGAUCAGACCAGUACUGUAUUUAAAUAUCCAGGUCAGUUGCAGGAGUUACGUCAUUUUGGUUUGCUCUUCUUAAUUCUGAUCUGUCUUUCUUUCCAGAUCUCACGUGAUUGAGCCUUUGCUGAGGACAUAAGGAAGAGUCUCACAUUGAGCAAGUGGACUCCACUAUUACCACUGAAUGCAGACUGAAAGGUUAUUGGAGUUUGGUCUAAAAUGUUUUAAAUUUGACUUAAGUUUAAACAAAUUCUGUGACUUUGAUGUGAUCAUUGUUUGUAAAGUUAAGCUUUUUGAAAAGAAUUUAAGAUUUUUUUUUUCCUCAAUUAAAUUGGGUUUUUUUGUAUUUUGAUUACACGUGUACUUAUUUUUUUCUUUAAAUUACCAUAGAUUUAUUUUAAUAAAAUCCCUUGUUUAACACUUUCUAGAUGGAUGUGAGUUUUAUUUGCAGGGUGUCAUGUUGGAUGUUCAAAGCCUUGAAAGCUAUGUUAUACCACUCUUUUUUUUUCUCUGUUUAGUGACAUUAAAAAAACAAAAACAAAAAAAAAACAAUAUUGCUAUGCCACUUCAUUUGUAAUUUGCUAAUCCAGCAGGAUACAUUUUCUUUUCUGUCAAAUCUCUAUUUUCUGUCUGGUUAAAGUUGCUUUCCUAUGACUCUAACCCUCUUUCUUGUGUAUCUUUUGUGCACUAGGCGCAGUUGUGUAGCAGUUGAAUAAUGCUGGUUAGCUGUUAAGAUGCGGUGCAGUGCGGUGGUGACAUGGUGUGGCGUGUUGCGGUGCUGAGUGCCCGGCGCUGUUCCGGGGCUCGACCCUCCGCUGCCGUUUGCUGGUUUGUAAGCUCACAGGUGUGGCAGAUCAUCCAUCCUCUCCUGUCUUGUGACCUCUCCUACCCUCCAUGUGCUGUACAGAUUAUUUCCUCCUUUCUUUUUCUCUGUAUUCUCCCUCUUCUUUGUCCCCCCCCUCUGUGGUUUAUCCACUUUUGAAAACUGGUUUAGCUUGCUUUUUUGAAAUUGGGUCCAGUGUGACUCGUAGUGAAGGGUUUAAAGGGCAGUCCAGGCUGCCUAAUGAAUGAUCUUUUUUUUUUUUUUUUGUAUUUCAUUCAUCUGUGAACGUCUCAAAUGUCUUGUAAUUGCUUUAGAUGAAUGUUAAUAAACAUCUUUGUUGUUCAAGUCAA